Molecule: messenger RNA, 1840 nt
Organism: Oncorhynchus masou masou (cherry salmon)
Lineage: Eukaryota; Metazoa; Chordata; Actinopteri; Salmoniformes; Salmonidae
Product: stathmin-like
Exons: 5
Coding region: 106-606 (166 amino acids)
Biological process (GO): regulation of microtubule polymerization or depolymerization; neuron projection development; microtubule depolymerization
Cellular component (GO): cytoplasm; neuron projection
Molecular function (GO): tubulin binding
Source: RefSeq, a predicted model, not a curated record
CGAACUGGCCAUGCUCGAGCAGAAAAUUCGCGGCUAAAGUCUGGCUGCUGAGGAGGAGUUGGUUUCACUGUUUGUGAAGGUACAUUGACUCUGUCCACUGCUGAAAUGGCCUCUUCCUGCGGAGAUAUUCUGGUUAAGGAGAUUGACAAACGUGCGUCUGGCCAGGCGUUCGAGGUGAUCCUAGGAGCUCCAGCUCCAGACGCCAAGGGAGAGUUCCCCCUUUCUCCCCCCAAGAAGAAGGACCUGUCUCUGGAGGAGAUCCAGAGGAAACUAGAGGCUGCAGAAGAGAGGAGGAAGUCCCAUGAAGCGGAGGUUCUGAAACACCUCGCUGAGAAGCGGGAGCAUGAGAAGGAGGUGCAAAGGAAAGCCAUGGAGGAGAACAACAACUUCAGCAAAAUAGCUGAGGAGAAGCUUAACCAGAAGAUGGAGGCUAACAAAGAAAACAAGGAGGCCCUUCAGGCAGCCAUGAGUGAGAAGUUCAAGGAGAAGGAACACAACGACAACAGCCACCCUCGAUGCAGCAUUACCCAUGCAGAGCAAGUGGAACAACUACUCCAAGUCUCAGAGCGUGUGAGGUUUGAAACUCUAUUAGCGCUCGCUAACUAGCUAGCCAUUUCACUUCGGUUACACCAGCCUCAUCUCGGGAGUUGAUAGGCUUGAAGUCAUAAACAGCGCAGUGCUUGACGCAAAACAAAGAACUGCUGGCAAAACGCAUGAAUGUGCUGUUUGAAUGAUUGUUUACGCGCCUGCUUCUGCCUACCACCGCUCAGUCAGAUACUUAGAUGCUUGUAUGCUCAGUCAGAUUAUAUGCAACGCAGGACACGCUAGAUAAUAUCUAGUAAUAUCAUCAACCAUGUGUAGUUAAGUAGUGCUUAUGAUUGAUUUGUUAUUUAUAAGUUUAAUGCUAGCUAGCAACUUACCUUGGCUUACUGCAUUUGCCUAACAGGCCGUCUCUAUGUGGAGUGCAAUGAGAGAGGCAGGUCGUUAUUGCGUUGGACUAGUUAACUGUAAGGGUGCAAAAUACCGAUAUCCUAUUGUUAUGAAAACUUGAAAUCGGCCCUAAUUAAUCGGCCAGUCCGAUUAAUCGGUCGACCUCUAGUCAUAGUGCUUAUCCUAGAGGAAUCAGGCCCUGAGGGGUGGCCAGUCCUCCCUCUUCUGCCUGUGCCUUGUGGAGAUUAUAAGAGUACAUGGCCAUUAAGGCCUGACUGUACCAUCUGGUAGUGGCUGUCUUGACUGCAUCAAAUUGUUAUAAAAAGCUAACAAGCUAAAGUAACAAGAAUAAUUAAGGCCAUUUUGCUGUGCUCUCCGUCCAAUGUCUACAACUCCAGUAGUUGAAUACCAACAUCAUUUGGCUAUUCGAAUAACCAUUCCUAAAGGAGACCACUCCAGUGGGUGUAUCCAACGCCUUGAUCACGUAUCUCUGCAAAUUAGUUCAGUUGGUUUGGAUCAAAUUAAACUUUUUUGCCACGUGCGCCGACUACGACAAGUGUAGACUUUACCGUGAAAUGCUUACUUACAAGCCCUUAACCAACUGCAGUUCAAGAAGAAAGUAUUUACCAAGUAGGCUAAAAUAAAAGUAACACUAAGAAUAACUAGGAUAUGUGUGUGUGUGUGGCCACUGGUACCUAGUCAGUGUGCAGGGAUACAGACUAGUUUGAGGUAAUUUGUACAUGAAUUUGGGAGACUUGCAGGAAAAAGUGAAGUGUUUUAUGAUCAUUGUUUUUAAUUGACUUCACAUCAAUGGUCAACAUGCUGGUCAAGCUUGUGACAAAUUGGCAAAGGAAUGUAUGCAUGUAUUGUCUGUUAAGAAUUUCACUUUUGAAAGAUGUCACUUCUCUUU